UGCAAAACAACGCUGCGUUUUCUAUUCGAAACAAUUUUUUCGUUGAAAAACAUCUCGAGCGUAAUUAGUGUCGCUCAGUGCUACGCAAACCGUGCUAUCGUGUGGAUUACUAUUGAUACACUCUGAAGAACAGUGUCCAGUGAGAAGUGAGACUACAAGUACAAGUACUACAAAAUUCAGAUCUCCAAUCUGAAAUUGAAAGCAUUCGAAUCGAAUUGAAUUUAAUUACGAGGCAGUAUGUCAAAUAAAAGCAACUUCAUUGGCCUGUGCCUGGUGGCGGCUUUAAUGAUGCUGCAGUUUGUUAGCGCGGAUAUCGAAACAAAUGAAGUGAAUGAUAAUUCUGGUGAUAUUUAUAUGCUGCAGGGUGUGCGUGUGUAUCCAAAUGAUCGUCAGUGCGUUCUGGUCGGAGGUCUUUGCGUGCAGAGCGGCGACUGCAACGAACCCACAACCAACAAGGGUCUCUGCCCCAGCAGCUCGCAUCUGGGUGUCGAGUGCUGCUACGAGUUUAAAUCGAAUUUGUUAGCGCCAACCCAAACUUAACUUCCUUUACUCAUUCUAAAACAAAUUGAUUCCUAUAUUCAUAAUGAUUGAAUUGGUAUUAUGUCAAUGUGCUCAUAUCUAUUGUUUUCGUUUUCGUUUUCUUUUCAUCACUAACCCAAAACUACGUCUACGUCUUACCCACUUUCCCCACUUGUCCAUCUUCAACGCAAAUUUCCCGCCCAUCUAAUCCAAUCCAAUGCAGUGCCGGUAAGACCAGCGCCGUGUUCUCAGCACUUGGGCGAAUGCAAGGACACCUGUAAUCUGAGGUUGCAUAGACCUGGCACCGAUUGCGAGAAUGGACAAGUGUGCUGCCUGCUUGUGAGAUAAACACAUCAAAUGCUCUUCAUAUGGAUGGAUCAAACAACACCCCUUAAAAACAACAACAAAAAAUAUAACAAUACUAUAAAGGAAAACAAUUGAGAGCAUAUGUCAACUGUAGACAACACACAUACACACGUAUUUAUUAAAUUAUAUAUUCUUACUUAUAUAUUGUACAAGUAAUUUUUGUAUGAAAUAUUUCUGACUGCUGUAAUAAAACGCACUGUAAAUAUUUUGAACUGA
Drosophila albomicans is the source of this 1101-nucleotide messenger RNA. RefSeq names its product U-scoloptoxin(19)-Tl1a. Bases 238 to 540 code for a protein of 100 amino acids. NCBI's taxonomy places the organism in Eukaryota, Metazoa, Arthropoda, Insecta, Diptera, Drosophilidae. The transcript is spliced from 3 exons. The record is from RefSeq and is a predicted model, not a curated record.